CUCAUUCAACACCUUAGAAUUAAUUCCGUAUCCUGAUCUGCUGUUACCGCUACCUAUAUCUAUCAUCAAAAUGCUAUCUCAAGUCAUAAAUACCAGUCCGUCCCGUGCACCAAAUAGACGCCCCCGGACCUUCCUUUACUUAUACACUUUCGUGAAUUGUAACAUGCCAGCUACAAUAUACAUAAUUUUUUUCUUCUUUAAACAUGACAAACCCCAUCAACCCCCGGUUGAGCAUCUUGCUCCACCAAGCAUCACAUACCACCGCCUCUCUCUCCUCUUCCUCUCUCUCUCUCUUUCCUGUUUCUCGUCGGCCACCUAUGUCGUCCCAUCCAAAUCCCUUCAUUAAGACCGAUUCUGCAUCAGCAUGCAGAGCAUCCCAGUAUCCUCUAUCAGAUAAUCCAGACCACAUUCAACUUCUCCUUUACUAGAAAUCUUCUCGGCCACCAAAAUAUCCAUCCAUCAGUAAAACGAGAGCAAAAAAGAGCCGAACUUGUAAAUAACGCCUCCUGCUAUGUAUGCGGGUUCAAAAUGCCAAACCAUGCCGGCAGUGGUACCAAACAAAAUUCCACAUGCUGUUUCG
Trichoderma virens Gv29-8 is the source of this 580-nucleotide messenger RNA. RefSeq lists its product as uncharacterized. The transcript has a single exon. Lineage: Eukaryota; Fungi; Ascomycota; Sordariomycetes; Hypocreales; Hypocreaceae. Bases 71 to 346 code for a protein of 91 amino acids. The record is from RefSeq and is a predicted model, not a curated record.